Messenger RNA from Camelina sativa (false flax), 729 nucleotides. NCBI's taxonomy places the organism in Eukaryota, Viridiplantae, Streptophyta, Magnoliopsida, Brassicales, Brassicaceae. The record is from RefSeq and is a predicted model, not a curated record.
AUGGCUUCUUUAAUCGAUUCUUGUGAACUCUUUGUCGCAAGAUCGAUAGAGAGAAGCAAAGAACCACGCGUGUAUCUCUGUUGGGUCGACGAUCAUCAAAGAACCCGAUCGUAUGUCUUAUCCAAGAAGCCGCAACCUUCAAGGUAUUGGCUUGUUUCCAUGGAGUCCAUGAACAAUCUGAACUUGCGUCCAAAGGUGUCUGUGGGGUUACAAAGGUCUAUAUAUGUGAUGGAGGACGCAAAAGACAUAGAUACCAAGAUGCUGAAGGUUCUUGACUGCGCUUCCCAUCAAUGGAGUGAAACAGAGCCAAUGACUCAUGGCCGCAACAGCGAAGCUUUUUUACUUACGGUUGGAGAGAAUCUUUGUGUUCUUGGAGGAAUCCAAGAUGAAAGUAGAAAACUAAAGCCUGAGAUGUACAACCCCAAAACCCGCCAAUGGGUAUCGCUUCCCGAGCCUGAUUUGGACGAGAACUCCUCUGUUGUUCUCAUGAACUCAACAGAUAACGGCGAUAUAGAACUCUGGGCUGUCUCGGAAGGUAAAGCCACGAGAUUCAUCUACAACACGAUGGCUGCUUCUGCUGUAUGGGAGAAAAGGACUAGUUGGUUAGGUCGUGCGCAGCCUAAGGUUCACACCGUCGUAAUUGGAAACUCUAUAUUCAGAAUCAUUAUGAGUCAAAUUAUCUGUUAUGAUAAAAACACUAUGGUGUGGAGGAGCGUUCGGGGGGUUUGA